AUGAAAGCUUUAGAUUUGGUUGUCCUUUUAUUGGGUUGUUUCCUUGUGGCAAGCCCACCACUGGCGACGGCAGCUUCGUCCAUCCGCGGAAGAUCUUUGCUGCCACAUCCCCCCCCUCCUCCUCCGCCGCCGCCUAAUCCUCCUAAUCCCAAUCCUCCUAAUCCCAAUCCUCCUAAUCCUCCGAAGCCUCCGAAGCAUCCAAUGAAUCCUCCCCCUCCCCUUCCCAAGGGUUCCAGUGGUGGUGGUUCCAGUGGUAGUGGUGGUUCAAGUGGUGGUGGUUCCAGUGGUGGCAGUGGCGGCAGCGGCGGAUCCAGUGGUGGCAGUUCCAGUGGCGGUAGUUCCAGUGGUGGUGGAUCCUCUGGCGGUGGAUCAUCUGGUGGUGGAUCCUCUUCUUCGUCUGGAGGUGGUGGUGGUGCUAGCGAUAGUCCUGGUCCUGGACCUGCGAUUGCAACGGUCAAGGCGUUGUAUACGUCGGGUUUGUUGUUGGCUCUAGUUGGAUCCGUGGCAGUCGGAGCGCUGGCCUACAUGCUUCUCUUUGCACGGCGGCGUAGAAGGCGAGCACCAAAAACCAUUGACAAAAGUAGUCUCAUCGAUACCAAGGCAGCAUCCAGGCCAUACUUGAAAGAGGCGCCUUCCGAGGUGUAUUCAUCAACGUCCGAUUCGUCUUCAGACGAAGAUUCCUGCACGGAUAUUGAACUAGCUCGCACCAAGUCGUCCUUUGAUGCGCGCAAACCAAUGAUACAAAAUUUGAUGAAAGAUGACAGUCAUUGGAAACCCAUUGGCGGUGGGAUCUACCUGCCCCCAGUCCACGAGAAGGCACCAGUUGUGAUGCCCAAGAAGCCGACCAAGCAGACGACCAAGCAGACGACCAAGCAGACGACCAAGAAAACGACCAAGAAAACGACCAAGAAGACCACCAAGCAGGAGAAUAAGCGACUUCCUAGGAAGUCCCGCCGAGCAGAGGAAAAUCAAGAUGCAGAAGCCCCGUGGAACCCAAUUGGUGGAGGCAUUUAUCUAUCACCGUCCAAAACUACUACUGAGAACAAGACAAACACACAAACACAAUCAGUGAAGACAGACGAGGCUGACAGAGGAACACGUAACGAGGCAUCACUUAAGGAGGAAGAAUCUGACCAAGAAGAACCUAAGAUUCAAACGGAAGAAGAGUGGAAACCCAUUGGCGGGGGCAUUUAUCUAUCUCCCCCGGGUACACUAACUACUGAGAACAAUAGAAACGUAGAGAACCCACCCCACAAUGACAAGGCAGAAGAGGUUCGCAGAGGAAAAUCUGAGGAGGCAAGCCCAUUAGCUAUUGCGACGGAAGAGGAGUCUGAAAAAGAACAAGAUAAGGAGGAGGAUGUGGAACCAGAGAAUCCUACGACGGAAGACCCACCUCAGAGUACCCUCAUUGGUAGUCCGCAGGAGGAUGAGGAUGACAAUGACCACACAACCAAAGAACCACGCAAAGAUGUGGCCUUGGUUGGAGAUCCGGAAUGUAAGGAAACAGACAGUUUAUGUUCCAAAGGAAGCAACUCCAUUGCAUCCACAGCAACCUUCACAGAGGACCUCCAUGAAGUACCUCCACAUACCACUUGUACCGUUUGUUUCAAGGAAGCGUUUGGUGUUAUGAAGGCCUGUCAAUGUGGCAGGAUCGAAUGUAACAAGUACGCACACCUGACUUGUGCCAUGCGAAUCAAUCCAACACUAUCAGUAUCCUAUCCUGGCACUCCACCACCAAUGCUUCCCACUGUACUCUGUUCCGGAGGCCAAACCUACCUCAAGAAAGAGCCGCUCGAAAGUAAAGCGGAACAGGUAUCUUCUCCUUAUACAAGGAAAUGGGAUUACGUUUGA
Molecule: messenger RNA, 1851 nt
Organism: Seminavis robusta
Lineage: Eukaryota; Bacillariophyta; Bacillariophyceae; Naviculales; Naviculaceae
Source: the annotation of a GenBank genome assembly